Pyricularia grisea is the source of this 1057-nucleotide messenger RNA. RefSeq lists its product as uncharacterized. NCBI's taxonomy places the organism in Eukaryota, Fungi, Ascomycota, Sordariomycetes, Magnaporthales, Pyriculariaceae. The transcript is spliced from 4 exons. Bases 160 to 714 code for a protein of 184 amino acids. Gene Ontology annotation, molecular function: thioredoxin peroxidase activity. The record is from RefSeq and is a predicted model, not a curated record. Gene Ontology annotation, cellular component: cytosol; peroxisome; mitochondrion. Gene Ontology annotation, biological process: cellular response to oxidative stress; cell redox homeostasis; hydrogen peroxide catabolic process.
CUCUGAUGUCACCAUGAUUUGCUGGAACAUGGGUUGAGCUUUGAGCUGCAAAAGUAUCGUGAACGACAUCCGAGAAACGUCCAUCUCCACCGCAUCUUCUCGAUUCCUCAUUGAAGCCAUUUAUCUAAAUUGACACAAACCCAAAAACUUACCCAAACAAUGGCAUUCAGAGCAUUCAGGCCGGCAGCAGCCAUGGCUGCACGGACGACUGCCAGGCGAGGCUUCCACACGACGCGCCCGGCAUUCGUCAAGGUUGGCGACCCUCUACCGGACGCGGAGUGUUUGGUUGAGGGCUCCCCGGGCAACAAGGUCAACAUCGCCAAGGAGUUUUCGCUCAACAAUGGCCUGAUCAUUGGUGUUCCGGCCGCCUUCUCGGGCGCUUGCUCGACCAGCCACAUUCCUUCAUACAUGAAGCACCCCAAGAUCAAGGACGUCGGCCAGGUGUUUGUCGUUUCGGUCAACGACGCCUUCGUCAUGAAGGCGUGGGCAGAGCAGAUGGACCCUGCUGGAGACUCUGGGUUCCGCUUCCUGGGAGACCCCCAGGGAGUCUUCACCAAGACCCUGGACCUCGACUUUGACGGCAAGGCCAUCUUUGGAAACGAUCGGAGCAAACGUUACGCCCUCGUCAUUGAGAAUGGCAGAGUCAAGUCGGCUCACGUAGAGCCGGACAACACUGGAACAAACGUGUCCAUGGCCGACAAGGUUCUGGGAUAAUUUGCUGUAGGAUAUGAAGGAUUCUCGGUUACUCGUUCGCCCUUAGGAAAUCCGAAUAUAAGGACAAUCAAAGGACUCGAUUCGUGUUCGUCUCGAUGAUCGAUCUCGGGCAAAUCAGUUUGGUAGCAAUUGUGGUGGUCACGUGAAGCGAUCGCAACUUGUCCUUAGAUGCGUAGAAGGUUUGGAAUCCACUUUCGAAGCAUUGGACGGAUCAAUCAUGAACUUCGGUUUGGUGUUGGGAUAAUUCGGCGCCCCACUACUAUGUAUGUAUGUAGUAACAGCCAGAGACCGGACCAAUUAAUUACAUCACUUGUAGUUCUUUGGGGACAUAUUAAAAGGGGAU